Messenger RNA from Trichechus manatus latirostris (Florida manatee), 5612 nucleotides. It is a transcript of the gene TUBGCP6, whose product is annotated as tubulin gamma complex component 6. The record is from RefSeq and is a predicted model, not a curated record. NCBI's taxonomy places the organism in Eukaryota, Metazoa, Chordata, Mammalia, Sirenia, Trichechidae. The transcript has 26 exons. The coding region runs from base 200 to 5560 and encodes 1786 amino acids. Gene Ontology annotation, molecular function: microtubule minus-end binding; gamma-tubulin binding. Gene Ontology annotation, biological process: meiotic cell cycle; spindle assembly; mitotic cell cycle. Gene Ontology annotation, cellular component: equatorial microtubule organizing center; centrosome; spindle pole.
CUCCACGCGGAGGACGCUGCCCGAGGCCUCCUCCCCCAGACUCCCUUCCUGGCUUGCGGGGCCCCGGCGCACCCAUUAAGGGGAUCCCGGUUUCGGUGCUAGGGCCCCCGAGAACGUGCGUAAAACCGGAGGCUGAAGUGCAGCUAGGGGUGAGACGUUUACACAUAUACUGAGGGCCUGGAGCUGAGAAGGGGCCGGCAUGGCCAGCAUCACCCAGCUGUUUGAUGACCUGUGCGAGGCCCACCUGCCCGCCGCGAAGGCUCACCUGGGCCAGCACGGCCUGGACCGGAGGAAGGUAAAGCAGAGCCUCAAGAAGGUGGCCUACAACAUGCUUUUCACAAAUCUCUUUCAAGAUGAGACUCAUAAGCUACAGCCUGACCUCUCUAAACUCCCAGUGAAAAACAAGAUCCUCAUGCUGUCCUUCAACUUGAGAGUGGGUGGCCUGGGCCCGGAGGCAGACCGUUUGGAGGACCUUGUGGAGGAGCUCGAAGCUGCCCGUUGGUGUCCGCUCGUGGAAGUGUUGUCUGUUUUGGACCUCCUGGUUCAGCUCGCAGGGAGUGGUCCCCCUCAAGUACUGCCCCCAAAACGGGACUACUUCUUUAACAACAAGCACGUUGGGAGAAAUGUUCCGUACAGCGGCUACAACUGCUAUGACUUGAGUGUGUCUGAGAUGGACAUUCAGUCCAGGAUCUCCAGAGAGGAGUAUUUGUGUCACGAUAUGGUUCAGAAAACACUUCAGCUGAUGGAGGCCGCACCCGGCACCGGCCUGCUCACCUUUGGACGCUUCUCAUACGGUGACUCUUGGAACAAGUUUGAGAGAGACACCCGGGCCUCCCUCUUCGGUGCCCUCGUGCACAGCCGCACGUUGGACAUGGACGUCCAGCUGGACCUGCCCCCCGUGCCAGACAGCGCAGACCUAUCUGGACUUGCCAUUAAAGUUCCUCAGAGCACAGAUCAGUCGGAAGAUGAAGGGUUCCAGUCAGCGUCUAAUUUGACUCCUGACUCCCAGUCUGAACCAAGCAUGACCCCGGACCUGGACCUGUGGGAGGCCGUGCUCACCUACGAGGCCAGCAGGCGGCGCUGCUGGGAGAGAGUCGGGUGUCCCCCUGGCCACAGAGAGGAGCCCUACCUCACCGAGGCGGGAAGAGACGCCUUUGACAGGUUCUGCAGGCUCUGCGAAGAGGGGUUGCAGGUCCUCGGCGGCAGCCUCCUCCCGGCCCCGCAGCGCGUCCUGGUGCGAGAGUGUGAGCUGGUGAAGGAUGCGCUGAACGUUCUCAUCGGGGUUGUGUCUGCCACAUUCUCACUCAGCCAGCCGACACAGGCCUUCGUGGUGAAGCCAGGUGUGUACGUGUCGGGGACAUCCCCUGAGAGCAUGCGCAGCCUCCUGUCGGAGGUGGCCGCGUGCGGGACCUACUACGUGCGCCUGAGCCGCUUCUCUCUGCAGCCAGCGCUGGACGCCACGUGCAGCAAAGGCCUCGUGUUUCAGGCCUUCACUAGCGGUGUGAGGCGGUACCUGCAGUACUACCGGGCCUGUGUGCUCUCCACCCCGCCCACCCUCAGCCUGCUGGCCAUUGGUUUUCUCUUCAAGAAGCUCGGCCGGCAGCUCAGGUACCUGGCCGAGCUCUGUGGUGUCGGCACCGGGCUCCCUGGGACUGGUGGCGGAGGGCCCAGGACUGCGUUCCCAACUGGCGUGAAGCUACUCUCAUACCUGUACCAGGAGGCCCUGGACAACUGCAGCAACGAGCACUACCCGGUCCUGCUGUCCCUGCUCAAGACCAGCUGUGAGCCCUACACGAGGUUUAUCCACGACUGGGUGUACAGCGGGCUCUUCCGGGACGUCUAUGGCGAGUUCAUGAUCCAGGUGAACCACGACUACCUCAGCUUCAGAGAUAAGUUUUACUGGACCCACGGCUACGUGCUGAUUUCUGAAGAAGUGGAGGACUGCGUCCCUGUGUUCUUAAGGCACAUUGCCAAUGAUGUGUACGUCUGUGGGAAGACCAUCAACCUGCUGAAGCUCUGCUGCCCCCAGCAUUACCUGUGCUGGUCUGACGUCCCCGUUCCUCGGAUCUCGGUGAUCUUCUCCCUGGAGGAGCUGAAGGAGAUUGAGAAGGACUGUGCCGUGUACGUGGGGCGGAUGGAAAGGGUGGCACGCUACAGCUCAGUCAGCAAGGAGGAGAAGGAACUACGUGUGGAAAUCGCAAAACAAGAGCUGAUCGUCCACGCCCGAGAGGCAGCGUCCAGGGUUCUGAGCGCCCUGAGCGACCGGCAGGUGUCCGAGCGCGCGGCCUUGGAUGCCCGGAAGCGAGAACAGUUUCAGAGGCUGAAAGAACAGUUUGUGCGAGACCAGGAGCGGCGCCUGGCGGCUAGACAGGAAGAGGCCAACGACGACUUCAGCUACGCCUGCGAGCUCCGCCAGAGGGAGAAACGGCUGCAGGCCUUGGAGGAGGAGCUGGAGCGGAGGACGAGGCAGGCGCUGGUCGAGCACUACAGCCGGCUGUCGGCGGAGGCGGCGCGCCGGGAGCAGAAGGCUCUGUGGAGGCUACAGAGGCGCAGGCUGGGUGAGGCGCGGCGCCGCUUCCUCCUGGCGGAUCAGACCCGCCUGCAGGAGCUGCUGAAGGCCAUGUCUGAGGGGAUGUGCUCGCAGGUGCUGGAUGAGCUCCCGUGUGCUGAGCACUUGCUUGGGACAGGGGUGGCCCUUCCUCAGGCCCCGUCCCCAGAUGUGGAGCCCCCAGGUGGAGGCCAAGGCCGUGAUCCCUCACCUGCAGAAGAGCAUGGGGUUGUCCCAACACCCUGGCCCCGGGGGUCUCCUGCAGUGGGGGCUGAACCUCUCUCUGCUGACCUCAGCAUGCAGGACUUCCUGCCCACAGGCCUGGGGGUGGAGCAGCCUGCAGAGCCCAGUGUAGCCUGUGUUCCAGGGGGGGCUCCUCUCUUGGGGGAAGCCCAUGUUUUAGGGGAGGCCCCUUUCCCAGGGGAGGCCCCUCUGCUGGAGCAGGCUCUGUGGACCGUCAGCUCAGACCUGCCUUCCCUGACUCCAGAGGAGGUGCCCGCAGCAGCCGGCACACAGCCCCCCCAGGUGCAAGAGUACGAUUUUAGUACCAUCCUGAGGCCGGCUGUGGCUGCCUUGGCCCGUCUGGAAUCCCUCCAAGCUGCAGAGGGUGACUCAGGCAGCGAGGGGCCACAGCUGCAAUGGCACACGAAGCUGGAUGCCUGGGUCCCUGAAGUGCCGGCGGCUCUGCCUCACCCAUCCUCACCCAGGCCUGGGCCUGCCAAUGAGGGGAGCACCGGGCCCCAGGAUCAGCUUCUUAGGCACGUGUCUGAAGGCAGUGUUCCCUCAGUGGGUCAUGCUUCUGAAACAGCUCCCUCCCGGCCACGGUGGAGCAUCCACAGCCACGUGUCGGAUGCUAACAUCAAGAUUGGGGAGAAUGUCUCAGAUGUAGCUCCCUCCCGGCCACGGUGGAGUAUCCACGGCCAUGUGUCUGAUGCCAGUGUCAGGAUUGGGGAGAAUGUCUCGAACGCGGCUCCCUCCCGGCCACGAUGGAGCAUCCACAGCCAUGUGUCUGAUGCCAGUGUCCGGAUUGGGGAGAACGCCUCGAACGCGGCCCCCUCCCGGCCACGGUGGAGUGUUCACGGCCACGUGUCUGAUGCCAACAUCAGGGUUGGGGAGAACGUCUCGGAUGUAGCCCCCUCCCGGCCACGGUGGAGUGUUCACGGUCACGUGUCUGAUGCCAACAUCAGGGUUGGGGAGAACGUCUCGGAUGUAGCCCCCUCCCGGCCACGGUGGAGCAUCCAUGGCCACGUGUCUGAUGCCAACAUCUUGGUUGGGGAGAAUGUCUCAGACGUGGUCCCCUCCCGGCCACGGUGGAGCAUCCAUGGCCACGUGUCUGAUGCCAGCAUCAAGUUUGGGGAGAAUGUCUUGGACGCAGCCCCGUCCCGCCCACAGGGGAGUGUCCACACCUCCCAGCCCCACACGAUGCUGGGUGUGCUCUUGGAGGAAGCAGAGCCUGAGAUGUCCGGGCCCCACCUGAGCCCUUCUGGCCACAUGGUCCAGUCAGACCUGGGAGCACAGAGCCCCUCCUCGGAACGUGAGCCACAUCCGCCUGCAGAGACAACACCAGGGCCCUUGGACCCCUCCCUAGCUCCGGUGGCCACCUCGGGCCGUGCAGAGGAGGGUGGCCUCCGGGCUGAGCCCUGUGCUGCGACCAGGCCCGGCGCCCCCGAGGAGCAGGGUUCUGAGGGCCCCAGGAGCAGUGGCAAUAGCAGCGCCCCCUCUCCAGGUCGGCCCUCAAGUCCACAGGCAGGUGAGGCUGCCCAGGGUAGCCCAGGACCUGGUGAGGGCAGGGAGGAAGGGGCCUACCUGGAGAGCCUGGCAGCACGGUACCGCCUGGAACAGUACCCCGACAGCUACCAGGCCAUGUCAGAGCCUCCGGCCGCCCACCUCCUGCCCCAUGUGCUGCCUCGCUCCUCCUCCUUCCCCGCGGACCCUCAGACCCAGCCUGGCACAGAUGAGACUGCAGUGCAGCUGAGCGAGCUGCUGACCCUGCCCGUCCUCCUUAAGCACUCCAUCUCCGCCCCGUUGGCUGCCCAUGUCUCCCUGGUGAACAAGGCUGCUGUGGACUACUUCUUCGUGGAGCUCCACCUGGAGACGCACCUGGAGGCCCUGCGGCACUUCGUGCUGAUGGAGGAUGGCGAGUUCGCCCAGUCUCUCAGUGACCUGCUCUUUGAGAAGCUGGGGUCGGGGCAGACGCCCGGGGAACUCCUCAGCCCGCUGGCCCUGGGCUCUGUGCUGAGCAAGGCCCUGCAGUACAGCCUCCACGGGGACAGCCCCCUCGCCGCCAACCUCUCCUUUGCCCUCAAGUUCCUGCCUGAGGUGUUCAGCCCCAACACCCCCGAUGUGCUGAGCUGUCUGGAGCUCAGGUACAAGGUCGACUGGCCCCUCAACAUAGUCAUCACUGAGAGCUGCCUGAACAGGUAUGGCCGCAUCUUCUCCUUCCUGCUGCAGCUGAAGCUCAUGACGUGGACACUGAAGGACGUCUACAGCCACUUCAAGCGCACAGCACUGGUGAGCCAGGCGGCAGGCUCGGUGCAGUUCCGCCAGCUGCAGCUGUUCAAGCACGAAAUGCAGCACUUCGUGAAGGUCAUCCAGGGCUAUAUCGCCAACCAGAUCUUGCAUGUCACAUGGUGUGAGUUCAGGAACAAGCUGGCCACCGUGAGCACCCUGGAGGAGGUCCAGCGGGCCCAUGCUGAGUAUCUCAACAAAGCUGUCUUCCGGGGCCUGCUGACAGAGAAGGCUGCACCUGUCAUGAACGUCAUCCACAGCAUCUUCAGCCUGGUCCUCAAGUUCCGCAGCCAGCUCAUCUCCCAGGCCUGGGGCCCCGCUGCCCGCCCCCGGGGUGCUGAGCACCCCAACUUUGCCCUCAUGCAGCAGUCUUACAACACCUUCAAGUACUACUCCCACUUCCUCUUCAAAGUGGUGACAAAGCUGGUGAACCGCGGCUACCAGCCCCACCUGGAGGACUUCUUGCUGCGCAUCAACUUCAACAACUACUACCAGAACGCCUGACAGCCGGCUCGUGCUCGCUGCGCGGGAGGCAGAGACCACCCAGAAACCCUGA